This is a messenger RNA of Mercenaria mercenaria, 2562 nucleotides long. RefSeq lists its product as uncharacterized. The transcript is spliced from 3 exons. Bases 319 to 1701 code for a protein of 460 amino acids. The record is from RefSeq and is a predicted model, not a curated record. Lineage: Eukaryota; Metazoa; Mollusca; Bivalvia; Venerida; Veneridae.
UUUUGCAUUAAGGGGACGAAAUUUUAUGAAAUCCACGGCCACGCUGUUCAUUAAUCAAUAAACUAUGUCGCUUUUACGUCGAACGAAAAGCUGAAAAUAUCUCUAUAAAUUACCUGUAUUAUAUAAAAUAGCAAUAUAUGGACAUGUACACAAUUUGUGGAAAAUAAAAAUAAUCAAGCUACAAUUUAAAUCUAUUUUAAGCAUAACUUGUAUGUGACCUCAGGCAGUACAUCAUGUAUACUGUAGUGCAUACCUGGAUUUGCUUUACUAUUUAACGUAGAUGGAAGAUUAAGUGUUAAUGAUCAUUAAAGUGCUAAAAUGUCAACAUUAAGCAACGAGGAAAUCGCUUAUGCGCCUGUAAUAAACAGAGAUAGUGUAACGAACACGAAACGUGGAACCAUGAAUCGUCUUCAAUUAGCUUUGUGUAUUGUUUUGGUUAUAAAUAUUUUCAUACAAUUCAUUGCAAUUGUUACACCUGGAUGGAGUAUUUUAACGACAAAUACUGUAUCUGCAUAUGGAUCGGUAUUCUACGCGACCGCGUGUGUACGAUUUGUGAAAGCAAACGAGUCUGAUUGGGAAUGUAAAACUAUGUCAUUCCAUGAUACAUUUCAUCAGGACUACAGCAACGCUAAAGAUGAACGGAAACCAGCUCUAGUUCGAGCUUUCAACUACGUUGUCAGAUACCAGAUGAAUAUACAGAUUGCAUGGCUUCUGAUAGUGGGAACAAUGAUUUUUCAAUUCUUCAAACUUACCAGACCAAAGGAAAACUUUCCAAGAGUAACAAUUAUCAACGUUGUUGUGCUUGCAUGUGUGUGUUCUUUGAUGUACCAGGUUUUAUUCAAAAACUUUGUGGAAAUAGAUUUCAGCAGGAGAACUUCAGAAUUCAUCACUGCAGAUGUGGGCUUUCCAUACUCAUUUUUCUUCUACAUUUUUACUUUCGUUAUGACUAUCGCCAGCUUAAUUCUUAUCAUAAAGCAGGUUUAUGAUCACAUACGUGAAAAAGAUAGAAUCCAAGCAGAGAUGAAAGUAAAACAUGAUAGACUUCAGUUGGAAUAUGAAGCGGAAGUAGAGGCAUUCAAACGCUUCAGGCGAAAUUCGCAUCUAAGACCACACAGCGAAGAUAGGAGAUCCAGGGGUUCCCAUUCUCCGCGACAAUCUCGUGAAAUCAAGGAUAGAGACACACAUAUUGCAAGAUCAAAAGACAAUGGAAGAGACCCUUCUCCAAGACGUCCAGACCAUUACCCGAGAUCACGUGAUCAUUCACCAAGGCCACGGAAUCGCUCACCGCCCCGAGAGCACAGCUACAGAAACCAUUCACCAAGGCAUUCGCCAAGACCACGGAAUCGUUCACCGCAACGGGAAGAUCGUGGAAGUCACUCGUCACGGAAUCGUUCUCCGCCAAGACAGGAUCGCGGAAACCACUCACCGCGGAAUCGUUCUCCGAUGCUGGAGGACCGCGAAAGCCUCUCAUCACGAAAUCGCUCACCUCCGCGCCAAGACCCCGGAUAUCACUCGCCCCAAACAUCCGGGGAACAUGAUAAACCAGCUCUUGUCAUAACACCUCCAUUAGAAGAACAUUCUGAAAUAGGGAGUAAGUUUGAAGACACUUCAUGUCUUACACCUCUGGUUGAUAAGAACAAAGAGGUUAGGGUAGACGAAAAUGGUGCAAAAUCCGAAGAUAUUGAACUCAGUAUUUCAUAAAUAUAGAGUUCACUGUCCGCACGUGUAUUUAAAUUUGGUCUAAAAGCUGUUCCAAGCGUCCGACUAUUAAAGUAAGCAAUAGGUGAAACAAAUAUGUCAAUGUAAAAUUUACAUAUUUAUGCAUUAUGGCGUACAUAUAUCUUGCUUAUUUAAUAACUUAUAUAUGAACUAAAUAGUGUACUGGAGUAAAUAAAGUCAUGUUUGACCUCACGCGGGCUAGUGCAUGAACUAUAGCUACGCAGAAACAUGAGGAGACAGUCCGGGGAGAACUUUCUACAGAACCUAUAAGAAGGUCACCAGGUUGUGUUGGGUCUUUACCAUAUUUUGAGUAGUUUACAUGCUAGACUUAAGGACAUACAACAGUAAAUGCCAUCACGUGAUAAUGAAUGAUAGCCGAAAAGACGAUUUCAAAAGAAAUUGACGAUUUCUCGCUGUGGUGUUACGAAAACAUGUAACUUUUGUAAUUUUGUUUAAAACUGUUCAUUAAGUUAGUCAAAGCCAUUUGAAAUCAUACCUUUUUUGCUCGGUAAGCAGUAAUAUUAAGAAAACGUUGGAUAUACCGAGAUGACAAACAAUCUUGAUACCAGAGAGUAAAUGCAACAAAAGAAAAUUAAAAUAUUGUACCGACAAGGAUGAAAGUACUUAUAAUGACACUGCAUCUAGAACAAUAUUUGCGGAGGUUGAUAUACCAAGGAUAGACGGUAAUGAGAUGAAAGCCCUCUCAUGAACAGACUCAAACCGAUUCUGAUAUUAUUUUGCUUGAUUGCACUGAACUCUGCUUUAUAUACUUUCAAAUAGAUUUCAUGCUGCUUUAUAGAAAUGCAAUACAAUCCGCUGCUUGAAUAAACAUAUAUUUUCUAA